This is a messenger RNA of Plasmodium relictum, 1557 nucleotides long. Its product is annotated as conserved Plasmodium protein, unknown function. The transcript has 4 exons. The record is from RefSeq and is a predicted model, not a curated record. Bases 1 to 1557 code for a protein of 518 amino acids. NCBI's taxonomy places the organism in Eukaryota, Apicomplexa, Aconoidasida, Haemosporida, Plasmodiidae. Gene Ontology annotation, molecular function: protein binding.
AUGGAAAAUAAUAAUUUAUCAACAAAAAAAGUAAUAGAUGAAAAUGAAACAAGCAUACAAAAUGAAAAUGAUGAAGCAAAUGAAAAAAAUAAUAAUUUAAAACUAAUUGAACAACUGCAAAAAAAAAAAAACCAACAUGAUAAUGGAAUGCCAAAUGAAGAUAACGAACCUAAAAAAAAAAAAGGGAAGAAUGAUAAUGAUGAAGAUAAUAAUGAAACUGAAAUUUAUGUUCAAAAUAAUGAUGUGUCAAAAGGGUUUCUCUCACCGCCAGCUUUUCAUUUAACUGAAAUUAUGCAUAAUGAAAAUUGUUUUAAAAAAACACAAGGACAUAUAACAGUAGAGUUAAAUGGUGACAUAUGCAUAUAUGGUGGAAUGGUUGAAAAUAAAUGCAUUAACAAUUUUAUAAGGUAUGUACCAGGUAUUAAUUUGUUUGAAAAAAUGCGCUUAAAUUCAAAUGAUAUAGAGGGUAGAGCAUUUUGUUCAGGAAACGUUAUAACUGAAGAUAAUAAAAAAUUUAUUAUUUUGUUUGGUGGUAUAACUGAGAAAGAGAAAAUUACUGAUGAAACAUGUGUAUUUGACUUUCAAACCAAAAAAUGGAAUAUUAUUAAUAAUAAAGUUAAUCCUUGUCCAAGAUAUAAGCAUUCAUCUUUCAGUUUUGAAAAUUCCUUAUAUAUUCAUGGGGGAUUGGAUAAUAAUGAGCAAGUAUUAUCUGAUUUAUGGUGUUUUUCAAAGGGUAUGUGGACAGAAGUUAAUCAAAUACAAAUAACUCCUGAAGCAAGAUAUGGACAUAGCUUAGUUUUUUCUUUAUAUGGAAACGCAAGGCUAGCUUUUUUAUUUGGAGGUAAUAAAAAAGGUUUCAAUGGGGCAUUAUCAGAUACUUGGAUGUUUAAUAUAAACACUAACAGAUGGAAAGAAAUAUCAAAAACUUCAGGAUGCAAACCUUGUGCAAGAUGGGGACAUUCUGCGCAAUUAUUUGACAAUGAAUGGAUGAUAAUUUAUGGUGGUAUUGCAAAUGGAUGGAUUGACAAUUAUGCUUUAUCAGAUAUGUAUGCAUUGAAUAUAUAUACAUUUACAUGGUUUGAAAUUGAUAUAAGCACAUCAAAGAGUUUUAAUAGAGCAUAUUACGGAUCUUUGUGCUUGUUACCUUAUAAGAAAUCUUUACAUAUUUUUGGGGGUACUGAUCAUUCACAAGAAUGUUCUGAUGCUUUUAGUUUAUCACCUCUUGUAACAUAUGUAUCAUACAAAGUAUUGACAGGAAAAAUAGAACAACUAAAUGAUAAAAUGAGAAAUUUUGGUUCAACUUGUAAUGAUAAUGAAAAUAUAGACUUAUCAGAUUUUGACAUGAAAAUUAGCGAAUUAAAAGAAGAAAUUAAUAAUAUAAGUAAUAUGAUGAAAACUUUUGAAACUAAGUUUUACGAACUUGAAAAAUUAAACGAGCAAUGUGAAAAAAUACUUUCUAAAGAUAUCAGUUUGGAAGCUAUGGAAAAAUUGGAAGAGCGCAUAAGAAAACUAGAAUUAUCUAAUAAUUCACUUAAGAAUGAUAAUUUAGAUAAUUAA